Molecule: messenger RNA, 1076 nt
Organism: Eucalyptus grandis
Lineage: Eukaryota; Viridiplantae; Streptophyta; Magnoliopsida; Myrtales; Myrtaceae
Product: nodulin-26-like
Exons: 5
Coding region: 194-976 (260 amino acids)
Biological process (GO): transmembrane transport
Cellular component (GO): membrane
Molecular function (GO): channel activity
Source: RefSeq, a predicted model, not a curated record
CUCUCUGCUCUGCCAGCUCUGACAUAUUCAUACGUAUUCUGUCUCUCUCUUGCCAGCUCUGCUUUUGUUUCUUGGUUCUCCGUUAAAUGGGUUUUCCAUCAUCCUCUAUAUAAACUUCAUAGUCGAGUGAAAUUUCUCUCUCUCUCUCUCUCUCUCUGAGUGAUAUUUCUUCUUCUGAUAGAGAGAGGGAGUCAUGGCUGAGAUUGGAAGUCAUGAUGUUGUUGUGGAAGUGAAGGACACGAACUCAACACCCAAAAUCAAAGAAGAGGCAGGCUCCAGUUUCUCUCUGCCUUUCUUCCAAAAGUUGAUAGCGGAGAUGUUGGGGACCUACUUCUUGAUAUUCGCGGGUUGUGGGUCGGUGGUGGUGAACAAGAAUGAGAAGGUGGUGACGCUGCCGGGGAUAGCGAUUGUGUGGGGGCUCGUGGUGAUGGUCCUGGUUUACUGCGUCGGCCACAUCUCCGGUGCCCAUUUCAAUCCCGCCGUCACCAUUGCUUUUGCCGUCACCAGGAGAUUCCCACUGAAGCAGGUACCAGCUUAUGUAUUGGCGCAGCAACUCGGGUCGACCCUUGCGGCUGGGACACUCCGGUUGUUGUUCUCAGGGGGCCAUGACCAAUUCGCAGGGACACAGCCUUCCGGGUCGGACUUGCAAUCCUUUGUGAUCGAGUUCAUCACAACGUUCUACCUCAUGUUUGUCAUCUGUGGUGUUGCCACUGAUAGUAGAGCUAUUGGAGAGCUUGCUGGUCUUGCUGUGGGUGCAACUAUACUGCUCAAUGUGAUGUUUACUGGGCCAAUUACAGGAGGGUCGAUGAACCCCGCAAGAAGCUUGGGGCCAGCGAUUGUGUCUAACCAUUACAAAGGGAUAUGGAUAUACCUACUUGCCCCGACCAUGGGCGCGAUAUCAGGGGCUGCUGUCUACAACAUCAUCCGAUUCACCAACAAGCCUUUGCGCGAGGUUGUGCGGAGCGGCUCCUACUGAAGAUGGUUAGCCUAGUCACUUAUAAUCUGCACGGUGAUAGUGUGAGAUAGAUUGAAAUAAUGGUGCAUCAGGUCUGAUGAUAGCGAGUUACGCAUUGAAA